GCAAUUUUCUGAUAAAAAUACUUCGUGAAUGUGGCGUGUGUUGUUUGGAUUAUUGAGAGUCGUAAAUAAAAAAGCAAUCAAUGGUUUAUUAAUAUUGGUUAUAAGUAUACUACUCAUGUCUUUAGACAACACUCUUGCGAAGGACAAUCAGUGAAAACCAAUAACUUCAUGGGAGACGUGGUCUAAAUUUGGUAUUUUGUCAUAUGUUGCACGCCUGCCUUGGGGUCUUUGAAGAGGACAAAAAAAAUAAUCAGUAAUUCCGAUGCUAAAUUGAUAAUGCCAAAUAGACACAAUCAGUCUCCUGGCACGUUACAGCGCUUAUUAGCGACCAUGCGAAGUCUUUAUGUGUGAAUGUGUAUUUCGCGUGAGCUACAUUCAUGAUGGUUAUUAGAGUGGACACUGAAUAAGAGUCAGGAUGAGUCACAACUUGGCUGGGAUGCCUGGCGCCUACAGGCUGCCCGGGCCGGGCCUAGGCCCGCCGGACUUCAAGCCGCCCAUGGAAACACCAACGCCUUCUGCGCCAGCACCAAGCAAUCCAAAGAAGAGGAGAAAAACAUCAAAUGCUAACAAUGCCCAUGCACCGCAACCCCCACCCACCGCUCAGGACCUGCUGCCUCCUCCAUUAACAGGAUAUGGAGACACCAUAGUGGCAUCCAAUCCUUUUGAUGACUCACCAUCUACAAUUUCACACAAUGGCCCUAUGAUGAGCCAGAAUGGCCCGAUGAUGAGUCAAAACGGCCCUAUGGGAAUGAUGGGACCAAUGCACAGCAUGGGUGGACCCCCAAUGAGGCACAUGAGCCCUUUACCCCACAGUAUGAGCCCAAUGAAUCAGCAAAUGCCACCUCGGGGUAUCAGUCCUAUGGGUAACAUGAGUCCGAUGGGCCAUAUGGGUGGAAUGUCACCAAUGGGAGGCCCAAAUAUGGGAAUGAGCAAUCACAAUAUGGGCCCAGGCAUGGGACCAGCGUCAAGGUCAAUGGGCAGUCCCAUGAGCCCUAUGAAUUCUAUGCCAAUGGGAUCACCAAUGUCUUCCGGGCCGAUGGGAAGCCCUAUGAAUAUGGGGUCAAUGGCAGGCAGCCAUAUGAGCAACAGUCCAAUGGGGCCACCCAUGCAUAGUCCUCUAGGAGCUGGUUCCAUGAACGGGCCAAUGAAUGGCCCUAUGGGGGGAGGAGGCCCAGGUAUGAAUGUGCCUCGAAUGAAUGGCCCUAUGGGUCCCAGUUGUUCUAAUGGUUCUAUGGGCCCAAGCAGUUCUAUAAUGUCUUCAAACCCAAUGCAAAGCGGUGGAAUGGGACCAGGUCACUGUGGUCCGAUAAGACAUGGAAGUCCAAUGGGCUCUGGCAUGGGAGGAGGACCUAUGGGAGGAAAUGGUCCAAUGUCAUCAAUGGGCCCGGGUCCACCAUACGCAAGCAGCCACAUGGGACAUGGAGGCCCCAUGGGAAUGGGAGGCAGUGGUAAUAUGGGAAUGGGUCCGGGCCCUGGUAACAUGGGGAAUUGUGGACCUCUGGCAGGCAUGAGUGGCAUGGCAAUGGGCGGGCCCGGAGGGCAAGGAGUGGGCCCGAUGGGACAAGGAAUGGGGAUGUUUGGGCCAAAGCCAAUGCCUGUUAGUGCUGGGAAAGUUUAUCCCCCGGAUCAACCAAUGGUGUUUAAUCCACAGAACCCAAAUGCUCCUCCCAUAUACCCUUGUGGAGUAUGUCACAAAGAAGUACAUGAUAAUGACCAAGCAAUUCUCUGUGAAUCUGGAUGCAACUUCUGGUUCCACAGGGGCUGCACAGGCCUAACGGAGCCAGCUUUCCAGCUGCUCACAGCGGAAGUGUAUGCCGAGUGGGUGUGUGACAAGUGCCUACACUCCAAGAACAUCCCGCUGGUCAAGUUUAAGCCCUAGCGCGAGGCGCGCGCCGCAUCACAAGUAUUUAUUCCACUAAAUGGACUCUGUGAUUCACUCUCUUAAUUUAUUCACGCAUGGAAGUUAUGGUGACAUGAAAGCGAUACUUAAGAUUCACCAAACCUAUUUGCGUUCCAUUUGGCACUUAUGUUGGAGCCUUGGUUGUGAUAGACCUGCAAAAAAUGCUGCCCUAAUAAAGUUUUCUGAGCCUAUGUUGAGAUUUGCCCGAAUCAUCUAAAUGUAACAACUCAAUAACGUUGAUUGGCACUAAAAAACCAGGCUAAUUCUCAUAGAACCUGAUGGAGCGAUUAUCAAUCUGAUUGGUGGAUUAUUGUUUCUAGGAGUCACUUUCAUAUCGCACAAGUAAAUGUCUGCCUAUGUGUUGACUAUAGUCUGUUUAAGAUCGAUCUCGAGUAUUGUAAGUAGUAAAUCUACCCAUUGUAGACACCCAUUAUUGGCACGCGUUAUUUACAAUUCUGAAAAUGGUGCUACUGGUGUCAAACGAUAGGUGAUUUACCUUAAUUGAAUGGAAGAUGCGUGCAUUUUAUAGGGAUGGAAGUUUACUUCUCGUGCUAUAGUAAUAGAGUGUGAAUGACGAACAUGCAGACGAUCCUACUAUGUCUAGUCUGUUUAAUGUCAUUAAGACUAAUUUUAAUCUAAUGCUAAGAUUUGAAGACGAAUGGGAGGCCUCUGGAGUGAUCGCAUUAGGCAUAUCCAAUAAAGCAAUUGAAUGUUUUUCGGAAUCGCAGUUUUGGCAGCACAAUUUAGGUAGAGGAAUUUUUAAUUUGUUUUCUAUGCCGUGUUUGUGUUGCUUGAGUCUAUGUGUAUAUUGUAAAUAUCUUUAAUUAAUAAUGAAUUAAUGUAAUUACAUUUCCGCCUUCAAGAUUUUGUGAGCUAUAGGUGUACAAUCGUAUGUUGAAUAUGGUACACAAUAACUAUAGUCACGGCGGCGCGAGUUGGCCUCCACUUGCGAUUAAAUAGUCGCACGACUGCCGGCGACAGUCGCGAUUGUCGCAAGCGCCCAUUGUACAUUUCGCUGUUAUAGUCAAUAAGUAAUAAUGAAUUACUAAAGCCGUUGUACUUACUACUAUGUCGAGCCUAUGAUUUGCAUGUAACUUAAGCGCAUUACGUACGUGUAAAUACGACAUACGACGAAUCCAUACUUACGCUUUGAUAAGGAUAAGGGUCUUAAAAUGUGUUUGUCAAUUUUUAACUUUUUGGAGAUUUUUUUAAUCAUAGCAUUAUUAUUAGCAUUAUUGUGUUUUUUAUCGAUUGUAUAUAUACUGUAUAGGUUGUAAUGGACUGAGAUUAAGAAAUAUUUCGGCCCCCGGUUGUGACCGCCGGAGCGCCGACUCCGCGCACAUACACUUUAUUUAUUACACAAUCCAAACACAAUAUAUUUUUGUGUUGUUCCCAGCACAAGGUAACUUGUUGGUUGAUAAUAAGAUGCUAGUAGUAUAAAUAUGGAAUUAGAAAUGGUUUUAUUAACAAUUAAUGAUGGUACCUUUAGACUGAGAACACAAUUUAUUAUAAAUUAAAACUCGAUAUGUGUAAGUAGUUUUGUCUUCUAGAUCUAGUAGAUUACCCAAUGUCGAGUGUAAAUCUUGCCUGGACGGGAUUCGGCCGUCUUGUUUAGUGCCUGAUAGCCGUAAGGUCGUAGGUAAAUUCAGAGCAAAUGUAUCUACUUGUGACGUUCCCGAAAGAAAGCACUUAGUCGAUUUUGUCGGUGUUUAUAAGGACGAUAUCUAAUUGCAUAUUAAAGCUGUGUGCAUUGCAUGUCUACACGGAACAUUCGGGUUUCUUAAACUGUCGAAGAUCUAAAAUAUCUAUAAUUACUACUACUACUACGUACAAUUAUUCCGGGAUAUAUUAAUUGGAAUCUUUUUACAAAUGUAUUUGAUAUGUAUUUACAUGUUUUUAUGAACCUAUCAAACCGCCAAAUUUUAUUUUACACUGAGAAGAUAGCAAAUGACUCAACCUAUCUGCCGUUUUAAUUUGGCAAACGAUGUACCAAACAGCCUGCCGGCCUAGCCAAGGUUACAAUCGCUAUCGCUUCGACAACGACAAGCAUUAUGUCUCUCUAUCACUCUUCCAUAUUAGUGCGACAGUGACAGUUGCGUUUCGAUCGCUACGGAGCGUAAGCGAUCGACAUCUUGGCUACGCGGCCUGUAUAAUCAUACACUUAUUAUAUAAUUUUAAUAAAUUCUACUGUCAAGAAACGUCGCCUGUAUUAAGAAAAAAAUUGUUUAUUUUUAAAUGUGGGCAAUCAACUUUCGAGUUUACAGAAUACAGAUGAUAUAUAUGAGGUUUAAAGUCAAACCAUAAUUUUGUGUAGAGUCGGACCAAGAAAACUCUGCAGCGGAUUUGAUAGCCCAUGCAGUCAAGUG
Messenger RNA from Cydia fagiglandana, 4266 nucleotides. RefSeq names its product protein pygopus (gene pygo). The record is from RefSeq and is a predicted model, not a curated record. The coding region runs from base 416 to 1879 and encodes 487 amino acids. NCBI's taxonomy places the organism in Eukaryota, Metazoa, Arthropoda, Insecta, Lepidoptera, Tortricidae. The transcript is spliced from 3 exons.